AUGGGUGUCAGAUUUCCGCAUUGGAUGUGUUCUUCAUCACUUCCAAAUCUGAUUGAAGUUUCAGUGAUUAAUUGCAGAAGAUGCGAACAACUCCCCCUGGUCAGCCACUCACCAUUCAUUAAAGUUCUUGUGAUACAAGGAAUGUAUGCUUUGAAAUCAAUUGACAACCAUUUCUCUGAUGGUGAUGAUGUCACAGAGGGAUUUCAGUCACUGAAAGAACUCAGCUUGAAAGAUUUGCCUAAUUUAGAGUGGUCAGGAUUCAAUGGAAGAGAAGUACUCCCUCACCUUGUCAAAUUAACUGUUUGGGCAUGUCCAAAGUUGACAAUGCUUCCAUGCCCUCCAUCUCUAAAAGAAUUGGUAUUGACGGAUAGUAAUGAGAUGUUGGUAGGUUCAGUGGAAAACCUAUCCUCACUUUCCUCCCUUGUGAUUCUAUGUUUCAAGGAGCUAAGGUCGCUGCCAGAUGGGUUGUUUGAAAACCAUACCCAUCUCUUGAGCCUAGCAAUUGGCGUAUGCCCAAAGCUAGAGUCUGUAUCUAGGGAGCUUGGAAGCCUUUCUGCUCUUGAGUCUCUGUCUAUUUGGGGCUGCAGUAUGUUGGUAUCUUUGCCAGAGGAGUUACAAAACCUCACCUCUCUCCGGUCGCUGCAGAUUAAAGAUCGCAAUGGUCUAACGUCCUUGAGACUACAAGGCUUGAGCUCUCUUCAAGAUCUAUUCAUCCAGGGGUGUCAAAGCUUAACGAGUUUGAUAGGGGGACUGCAACACCUCACUGCCUUACAAGACUUGUUCAUUAAUAAUUGUCCGGAGCUGGCAUAUUUACCAGAGGAUAUGCAACACCUUACUUCCCUUCGACGACUCACCAUAUGGAGCUGUCAGAAGUUGACAUGUUUGCCGGAAGGGCUACGACAUGUCACAACACUGGAAGAUCUAUCAAUCGGUGGAAUGACUCCGCCCGAGUGGAUAGGAAACCUGUCCUCGCUUCGACGUUUGGAGAUUGAGGGUUGUGAUAAAUUGACAUGUUUGCCUUCAGGGUUGCAACUCCUAACAAACCUCCAACGCCUACAAAUCUGGAAAUGGCAAAGUCUAACAGCUCUGCCGGAGUGGAUAGGAAACCUGUCAUCGCUUCGAUUUUUGGAAAUUAACGAAUGUCCUCAAUUGGAGUGUUUGCCAUCAGGGUUGCAACUCCUAACAAAUCUCCAACGUCUACUAAUCAAUAGCUGUCCCCAGCUACAGAAGCGAUGCGAGAUGGAGAAAGGUGAGGAUUGGCACUACAUAUCACACAUCCCAGAUAUCCGUGUUCGCAACUAUGUCCCCAUUUAA
Molecule: messenger RNA, 1314 nt
Organism: Magnolia sinica
Lineage: Eukaryota; Viridiplantae; Streptophyta; Magnoliopsida; Magnoliales; Magnoliaceae
Product: putative disease resistance protein RGA4
Exons: 1
Coding region: 1-1314 (437 amino acids)
Source: RefSeq, a predicted model, not a curated record